AUGGCUGUAGCACAUCCCGAUCACGAUCAAGUUUUGAUUAUAGGUGCCGGUAUAGGAGGACUGGCACUGGCUCAGGGCCUUAAGAAACUCGGCAUCGGAUUCUCAAUCGCCGAGAAAGAUGUGUCUGCCCGAAGUCGCUCCCAGGGCUUUCGAUUUCGACUGCAGGCCAUGGGCUGGAGAGGCCUUUCCACGUGUCUUACACCAAGUCAGUUGAAAAUCGUGGAAGAGCUCUUCCCGGAAUCGUCUACCUCAGGUUACAAGAUCAAUGCCAUCACUGGCGCGCUACAGGACGCUGUCUUCCCACUGGCUCGGUCCGGUGGCGACGAGAGUGCCUACACCGUCGAUCGUGCGCUGUUAAAAGAGUUCUUGGCGGACGGUUUAAGCGACAACAUCUUCUAUGGGAAGACUUUCCGACGCUACUCCGUCACCUCGAGCGGAGUGCAGGCCUUUUUCGAAGAUGGAACGUCAAUGGCAGGUAUCUUACUGGUCGGUGCAGAUGGAGUUCACUCGAAAGUAGCUCAACAGACGAUCCCAUCACGACGACUUCUCGAUAAUGAUGGUCGUUUCAUCACAGGAAGAACAAUGCUCACCAACGACUUAAGGCGGCGAUCGCCGGUUAUGGUGGACCGCAGCUGCCUCUUUACAGACCCGCACUCUCAAUCGCAGCAGACACCACUCAUUUUGGUCACCGAUCCUGUGCGCUUCAGUCAAUCAGCUCAAAGCUUUACUGACGCUGGACCUCUGCAAGACUACAUCUACUGGGUACUUGUCUCGCGCUCAGAGACUUUUGGCGAGACCGCAGAGGCUUGGGACCGCCUUAGCAGUGCAGAGGCGGCAGAUCUCAGUCUCAAGAUUACCUCGCACUGGGACUCUGGAGUGACUUCGGUUCUGGAGCUGCAAGAACGUGGAAGCACUCGUGCAUUAAAGGUGACUUCGGACGCACCUGAUAUCUUUGAGUGGCAAACGUCGGGUCGAGUCACGCUGCUGGGGGAUGCCGUGCAUGCUGUGACGCCUGCACGGGGGCUAGGGUCGAACUUAGCAAUACGGGAUGCGGCGGCAAUGGUGGACAUCAUUGCAGCUGGCGGAAUCAAUUGCAGCGCUGUCGCAACUUAUGAGCACAACAUGAGAGAUACGGCUGCGUCUGCGAUCUUGCACGGCUUACGAGAGUGUGAGCUGACACUGAAGCAUCUUUCUUUAGAAGAGUGCCAUUGUGUAGAGUAG
This is a messenger RNA of Zasmidium cellare ATCC 36951, 1221 nucleotides long. RefSeq lists its product as uncharacterized. The record is from RefSeq and is a predicted model, not a curated record. Bases 1 to 1221 code for a protein of 406 amino acids. Gene Ontology annotation, molecular function: FAD binding. The transcript has a single exon. NCBI's taxonomy places the organism in Eukaryota, Fungi, Ascomycota, Dothideomycetes, Mycosphaerellales, Mycosphaerellaceae.